AUGAAGUUUGCAAGGCUUUUUCCAAAGUCUCAAAAGAUUAAAAUGUACAGAGUAGUUUGGACACGUUCUCUUUCGGGCUCCCUUUUUUUUUGUCUCCUAAUGAAAUGGAGAAAACACACCAAUCCGAUCAACCAGCACCAAAUUGUCUGUUUACUUAGUCCAGUGCAGAGUACAUUUGCAGCUGAAUGCAAAGAUGUCCUUGGUUUGAGGCUCUGCUACGUUGGUACAACCCCCUAUUGCAAGCCCAUUCAAGGGCUCGUGGGAAAUUUUGCCCGGCAUAUGGGGAAGGAAAAGGGAGCUGGCGAUACUGUGCCUCCGAGUCCCGCAAAAUCUACGCGAACUGAGGCUGCAUGGUGUCGUUCACCGCAUGCAUUGCAGAAACAAGAAAUAGUCUCCGGGAAGGACAAAGAGCGCACAAAGAGCUGGUUAUCUCUCAUCUUCCCACGUGUGUUUUCUGUGCAACAAAUGCAGAAAGCCAAAGCCAUGUGCGCGCACGCAUAUCCUGAGACGCAAGGUGAUGCAGAGAUAUGUCGUGCGUUGUUGUUUCACGGAUUUGAAGCGAGGAUCGAGGUUUCUCGCUUGUUUUUUCCUUUCUGGAUUCCUUGUUUUCUUUCUUAUAAUCUUAUUCUCUUUCUCUUCUCUGCAUGUCUUUGUUCUGUGUUGGUUUCCUGGAGCAGUUGGGUCAUUUCACAACUGUGACAAAGACAUUAUCGUCACGAUAUUCUUCCAUAGAUUUUAAUCAGACUCCUAGAACAGAGAGGAGCAGUUGGCCCAG
Blastomyces gilchristii SLH14081 is the source of this 775-nucleotide messenger RNA. RefSeq lists its product as uncharacterized. NCBI's taxonomy places the organism in Eukaryota, Fungi, Ascomycota, Eurotiomycetes, Onygenales, Ajellomycetaceae. The transcript has a single exon. The record is from RefSeq and is a predicted model, not a curated record. The coding region runs from base 1 to 699 and encodes 232 amino acids.